ACCUUGCCUUGACAUUUACUUUUGGGGAUCUCUCAAGCAAGACAACUGACUUCUAGAGACACAACUUUGAGACUUAGGGUUUUAUUUUUGGACGUCCGUGCAAGAAGCUUUCUGAGGAAACAUGGUGGCAGCAGGCUUACAGAUGCUGGGCAUUGCCCUGUGCAUUAUUGGCUGGAUCGGGACCAUCAUUGCCUGUGCUCUACCCCAGUGGAAAGUGACAGCCUUUGUCGGCCAGAACAUUGUCACGGCUCAAACCACGUGGGAGGGCAUCUGGAUGACCUGCGUGGUCCAGAGCACAGGCCAGAUGCAGUGCAAGGUUUACGACUCGAUGCUGGCCCUUUCCAAUGACCUCCAGGCUGCUCGCGCCCUCCUCAUCGUCUCUAUCCUGCUGGGCGUCAUGGGCGUCCUGCUGUCCAUCGCUGGAGGCAAGUGCACCAACUGCGUGGAGGACGAAAGCUCCAAAGCCAAAGUUGGCAUGGUAUCUGGUGUGAUCUUCAUUGUUGCUGGUGUUUUGUGCCUCAUCCCCGUGUCCUGGACAGCAAAUACCAUCAUAAGGGACUUCUACAACCCAAUAAUGAUGGGCUCUCAGAAGAGGGAGCUGGGCGCUAUGGUGUCUCAGGGGAUUCAGUUGAUUGGCAUAACGAUGGCCCUGAUUGGCUGGUUCAUGGUGGUGGUCGUGUGCGCCUUGCCCAUGUGGAAGGUCACCGCUUUCGUCGGGGCCAACAUCAUUACGGCCCAGACCAUCUGGCAGGGCAUGUGGAUGAACUGCGUGGUGCAGAGCACAGGCCAGAUGCAGUGCAAGAUGUACGACUCCAUGCUGGCCCUGCCCCAGGACCUGCAGGCCGCUCGAGCCAUGAUCAUCAUCGCCAUCCUGACUGGAAUCUUUGGAGUGGUCUUGUCAAUCGCUGGCGGGAAAUGCACUAACUGCAUCGAGGAGGAGCGAUCCAAGGCAAAGGCUUGCAUCCUGGGUGGAGUUUUGUUCAUCGUCUCGGGGUUUCUCUGUCUCAUUCCGGUCUGCUGGUCUGCCAACACCAUCAUCACCAACUUCUACAACCCGAUGCUGAUGGAAUCCCAGAGGUAUGAGCUCGGAGCGGCGCUGUACAUCGGCUGGGCGGCCGCCGCAUUGCUGCUGAUGGGAGGGGGACUACUGUGUUGGAACUGCCCACCCAAACAUGAACACCGCCACUACGCACCCAAAUUCACACCUGUGAAGUCUGUCUCCACAUCAAGAGAAUAUGUAUAAGAUGGUUUGCCCUUCCUAUGUGGACUCCCAAGGACACAGGAACUGCAACAAAGGAAAAAUGAUAGUUUGCUUUAGAACUUAUAUUCACAUAUAAUCACAGCUAAUGUCAAUAUGGCAUUAAAUCACAGCUUUCCACAAGUUGACUCAUUGUUUAAUUGCAGUUGGUGUAUUUAUCAAGUUGAACCUGGGACUGCUCACUCCUCAGUGGAACAGUGUCGUCAUCAUCCAUGUUAGCGCUGUCUCUUUCCUGCUGUGACCCUGGCUCAUGAUUAUGUUUUAUUUUAAGUCACAAAUUUUAAACGUUGAAUAUCCUUUUUACAUUUUUGAACUCACACUGCAUUUGUGGCUGGUUGGUGUAUAAAUAGGAUAUGUAGCAUGACUACAGUUAGACUUUGUAAAUAUUUAGUAAUUCACAUAUCUUGAUUGUUAUAUAUCAACAAAUCAAGGCAGAAGAAAAGCAACUUACUUCUCCUUAAGAAAGAUUUGCAUGAUUGUAUCUUCCUUAAUAACAAAAGGUGUAGCCUAAGUAAUUGCUCUUUCUCUCGCUCUUUCUCUCUCGUCCCUCUUGUGUUAAGCAUAAUAUUUUGCUUUUUUUUUUUUAAUUUAUUGUCCUUUUCAUAGCCUGGGAAUUCCACCUUUAGGUCUACAAAACUUUGAAUGCUCGAAAUUUCUGUUUGUGAAGCUUGUACUUUUCUAUAACUGUAAAUAAAGCAUAUUCUUAAAG
Scophthalmus maximus (turbot) is the source of this 1967-nucleotide messenger RNA. Its product is annotated as claudin-4. Gene Ontology annotation, molecular function: structural molecule activity. Gene Ontology annotation, biological process: cell adhesion; bicellular tight junction assembly. The transcript is spliced from 2 exons. The record is from RefSeq and is a predicted model, not a curated record. Bases 122 to 1243 code for a protein of 373 amino acids. Lineage: Eukaryota; Metazoa; Chordata; Actinopteri; Pleuronectiformes; Scophthalmidae. Gene Ontology annotation, cellular component: bicellular tight junction; plasma membrane.